GUGACCCCUUUACCAAAUUAAAUUAUUAACAAGAUCCAAUCAUGAAUACACCCCUUUUAUUUCCUCUUUAUACUCUUAUCUUAUGGCUGCUAGCUGCUUCAAUUUUCGGUGACUGCAUAUGAAUUAUGCAAACUCGAACCAUGUGUUUUUCAGCAUGUUUCUCCUGUAAUGUCCUGGAACUAUUGAGUAUUUUUGUUGAAUUUUGGCAAAAAAAAUUAAAUCUUGGAGUCAAGUCAAUGUCUGUAACUACCUCAAAUGCUUCUUGGAAGUCCAGCGAUCCAGUUUCGGAUCAGUUUCCGGCGGGUUUGAGGGUUCUCGUCGUCGAUGAUGACAAUACUUGUCUUAGGAUUAUGGAAAAGAUGCUUAUGAAUUGCUGCUAUGAAGUUACGAAAUGCAGCCGAGCUGAGGUAGCGCUGAAGUUACUUAGGGAUAACAAGUAUGAAUUUGACAUUGUUAUAAGCGAAGUCCACAUGCCGGAGAUGGAUGGUUUUAAGCUUUUGGAGCACAUUGGAUUGGAGAUGGAUCUGCCAGUCAUCCUGAUGUCGGCGGAUGUUAGCAAAAGUGUUGUGAUGAGAAGUGUCACUCAUGGUGCUUGUGACUAUCUGAUAAAACCGGUUCAGAUGAAGGAAUUGAAGAACAUAUGGCAGCACGUGAUUCGUAAGAAGAAGUAUGAGUGUAAGGAAAAGGAUAUGGAACAGUUUGGAAGCAUGGAAGAAAGAGAUUGGCAGCACAAGCCUACGGAUGAUGCUGAGUACUCCUCUUCAGCUUACGUAGGGAAUUGGAGAAGUUCGAGAAAGAGGGAAGAGGAUGAGGACGAUGGUGAUGACAAGGAUGAUUCAUCUACAUUGAAGAAACGUGUCAUUUGGAGUAUUGAGCUGCACCAGCUAUUUGUAACCGCUGUUAAUCAACUUGGAAUCGACAAUGCUGUACCAAAGAAAAUAUUGGAAUUAAUGAAUGUCCCGGGCCUCCCUAUAGAGAAUGUUGCAAGCCACCUUCAGAAAUAUCGUCUUUAUCUUAGAAGGAUUGCUCAACAGCCCCAGAAUGGGCUUGGGAGCUCUUUUCUUAGAUCCCACGCAUGCAGAAUUUGGCCGAUAAGUUCGCUCAACGGCCCCUAGAUCUUCAAGCUCUUGCUGCUUCAGCUCAUAGUCUAUAUAUAUACUUAGUAGUUGUAAUUGAUACUCCAUGAAGGGUAUCAUUCAUGGUGCUUGUGACUAUCUGAUAAAACCGGUUCGGAUGGAGGAAUUGAAGAGCAUAUGGCAGCACUGUGGUUCGUAAGAAGAAGUAAUAUGAGUGGUAAGAAUCUUAUAUGAACACCAUCUAUCUAUAAUCAUGAACCUGAUCUAAUAGAAGCAUGAAGUAUUGCAACUUCUGUUUAGAGUUCAUCAAAUAAAACAUUGUGACAUGAAACACAUUAAAUGAAGUUUAGGGUGUUUUUGAAUUGAA
Salvia hispanica is the source of this 1443-nucleotide messenger RNA. Lineage: Eukaryota; Viridiplantae; Streptophyta; Magnoliopsida; Lamiales; Lamiaceae. The record is from RefSeq and is a predicted model, not a curated record.